AUCUUGUCAAGCGUCUGAUGAACCUGUGGCGAAGUGGCCAGGAAUCUAACGUUGCUGGGGAUUUUGAUGACCAGCCUUGCGAUAGCCGGACCUCCCUUGUGUAUACCCUCCAAGACGGCCAAUGUGCAUCCCACCCCAUAUUUGAAAAAGCGGACUCGCAACACGGCACUUUAAUCCGGACCGCGACCCCUCAGAUAUUGACGUGCGGUUCUUUCGUUAUGGAGCCCAGUAACGUCACCAGGCAAACCCGUUUUCCGACGGCUUCUGGUGGACUCGGAGACAUUUACAAAUGCACAUUGACCUGUGGCGCAAGUACGGCAGAGGUAGCGGUUAAAUCCCCACGGUUUCCAAGUCUAACUGAAGCCGAAGUUGCCAAAAUAAACUAUAAUCUUGAUCGCGAAAUCAAGAUAUGGGCCGUAUUGAAACAUCAAUAUGUAUUGCCCCUGCAUGGCACCGUGACAGGUUUCGGCCCGUUUCGCGCAUUGGUUUCCCCCUGGAUGCCAAACGGGACAUUGAACUCCUAUCUGAAUCAUGCGCAUAAAAGUCUCACGACGAUGGGUAGACUUCGUAUCCUUAAACAGAUCGCCGAGGGGCUGAAAUAUCUCCACGACAACGACGUGAUUCAUGGCAAUUUGACAAGUAACAAUGUCUUGGUUGCUGCCGAUGGAUCCCCGCGCCUUGCAGACUUUGGCAUAUCGAAUAUCAUGGUAGAGUCCAACCCAGCGUUCUCCUACCAAACUGGCGCAGUUCGCUGGGCCGCGCCAGAGCUCAUCGCCCUUGAGAUUGGUCAAACGGUGCAAUGUGCCACGAAAUUCAGUGAUAUAUAUGCUCUCGGAUGUAUCAUGCUUCACGUCAGUCUCUUAUUUACCUUGUUCAUGGCACCUGACACAGUUUCUGCAGGUGCUAUAUGGAAAACUGCCCUACUGGUGGAUUAAGACUGCUCUGCAAGUCGUAGCAUCAAAGUUCAAACACCAAGAGCUGGUCUCACAGUCCAUCAAUGGUGUCGUGCAAAUUCCAGCGGAUCAUCAUGAUUUUAUGAGGCGGUGCUGGUCGAUCAAGAGCGACAAUCGCCCUUCAGUUGAGGAGGUGCUAGACUUCC
Molecule: messenger RNA, 1099 nt
Organism: Suillus clintonianus
Lineage: Eukaryota; Fungi; Basidiomycota; Agaricomycetes; Boletales; Suillaceae
Product: kinase-like domain-containing protein
Exons: 7
Coding region: 18-935 (305 amino acids)
Biological process (GO): protein phosphorylation
Molecular function (GO): protein kinase activity; ATP binding
Source: RefSeq, a predicted model, not a curated record